This is a messenger RNA of Monosiga brevicollis MX1, 2244 nucleotides long. RefSeq lists its product as uncharacterized. Lineage: Eukaryota; Choanoflagellata; Craspedida; Salpingoecidae. The transcript has 3 exons. The coding region runs from base 1 to 2244 and encodes 747 amino acids. The record is from RefSeq and is a predicted model, not a curated record. Gene Ontology annotation, molecular function: protein binding.
AUGUCCAUGGCAGAAGGCCAGCCCAUGCGACCCACCCGUGCUCCGUCCUUCUCCAGCAAGGAAAAGCCAGCCAUCGCUGCCAAGCCCAAGCCCAAGGCUACUACCGCGCUUCCUCCGCCGCCCGAUUCUUCUACUUCCCCUGCAGCACAGCACGAAGAUUUGCAACCAGCCCCGGUCAACCCUUCGUCAAAGUCCAUGCCUGCUAGUGAAGAUCUGUCGCAAUCAGAGUCUAUGGCAACGCCUGACAACACGAAGAAACCUACGUCCGACAACACGAACCAGUCAACACCCUCGAAACAGAGAUCACCACCACCCCCACGCCCGGCGCCUGCAAAACAACAAAGUACAGAGGUUGCACUGCAGUCAGCGUGCGAUGGUGAUUCAACGUCUGUCACAGCUCGCCCCAAGGCGCAAUCGACCUCUGGAAAGAAGCCCCCGCCGCCCCGGCCAGCAGCAGCGGCUCCAGAACCUACCCAGGCCUCCGCGAUACACCAGCAUCCGCCCCCUCCGGCCAAGCCGGCGCCGCACGCACCCAGCCCGGCACAAACGUCCACAAAUGCCAACCCAGCAGCAGCGGACGCACCGGAGCCAACAGAACCCUCACACGGUCAUGCGCCACCACCAGCCAAAGCUGCGCCAAAACUGAAGGAUGCACCGUCUGAUGAACAUCCUGCGCCUACGGAUGCAACACGAUCGACCGAUGAGACACCGCCUGCCGAUGCAAGUACCACACCUCCAAGUUCUGGGCACGCCCCAGCCCCCGCCCGGCCGCCACAUCCACAGCGCUCUGGCAGCAUCAAACCACUGCGCCCUCCCCCGGCACGACCGGCCCAUCCUGCGCCCACCCCAAAGUCGAUCCACGCUCAGCCGCAAUCCAAGGAUAAGGCGAGUGUCCGAACAAGUAGUGUCAAAACCAAGGCUAAAGCUCCGCUCCGACCCAGUCCAGCCGCAGCACCACCCAAGCCCGCAGCACCAGCUCGGCCAGCUGCGCCGGCACAGCCUCCUGAACUCCCCCCACGACCUGGGCCAGGCCAUGUUCUGUACUCCUACAUGGUGACCGGUCCCCGGGUGAUUGAGGAUCUCCCUGGCAACAGGAUAUACGAGGGCUGGCCAGAGGGCUGGCAGGCUGAAGCUACUCUUGUUCGUGACCCCAAAGCUGAACUGGAAGCCGAGGAGGUUAUGGCUCAGGCUUUUGAGGAUGCAUAUGGCGCGGACGUGGCCUUGAACAAUACUGAGCCCGACGAAGAGGGUGAGAUAAACUCAAGUGCCAACGCUCAGGCUGAGCUCCUGCGGAAAGGACUGCCCGAGGACGGUGCUGACCUGCCUGUUGAUGAGUCUGGUCCCACCCCUGACGUCGUCCAGAUUGCGAGUAAAGGAGACACGGGCUCAUCGUCUCUGGGUUCAACCGAGGUCGAGCCGUUUCUGCACCCACACAGCAUUGAAGCAGGCCCGCCCGUGGUGGUGGCCUUGUACGACUUUGUAGCCGAGGGUCCCGAUGAUUUGGCUUUUUUUGCUGGCCAAGAGCUAACCGUGUUGGAGGACAUUGAUCACGAAUGGUAUCGUGGGUCCCUGGGCCCCUUUCAGGGCAUCUUUCCGAAAGCCUUUGUGCAACCCCUCGAUUCGUCAACACCCAGUGAAGGGUUGUCUCAGACAAGCGUCAUGCCAGAACCCAGUGCAUCGUUGGAGGUGGUGAAACCCGAGAUUGCAAAUGCCGCGCCCGAGGAAAGCACGGCUUCACCAGCAGGUGCUGCAGAAGCAGACGCCACGCCUGGGCUCGAGACAGAUGCCAGUGCCGAUCACGGAGAUGCUGGUGCAGGUGGCAGCUACCCCUGCGAGGCGAAGGUCCUUUAUGAUUACGAUUCGCCAGAGCUGGAAGACCUUUCGGUUGAGGCAGGCGAAACCAUUACUGUUCUAGAGCGCAUCAACGCAGAGUGGCUGCUGGCGGCUAAACGCAGUGGCCUACAAGGGCAGUUGCCAGCAGCCUUUGUUGAAAUGGAAUCUCAAAUGCGAUCAGAUGCAGACCAGGAUGGCGUGUCCACCUCUGGACCCGAGGGCGCUGGGGUUGGGUUACGCCUGGUGGUGCUCUAUGACUUUUCAGCAGAGAACGAGGACGAUCUUGGUGCAAUGGCCGGCGACGAGGUGGACGUGAUUGAGGUUGUCAACGAAGACUGGCUGCGAGCUCGACACCAUGCUGAAGGUCGCGAAGGCCUGAUCCCCAGGGCCAACGUAGAGUCUUUUGCAUAA